CACUCCUCACUCCCUCGCAGUGACCGACACUUUCCUAGCUCAAGCUAAGCUCCGCAACCAUGGCGCCCACCAGGUUGCCUCUCCUCCUCCUCCUCGCCGCCACUGUCGCUGCCGCGGCCGACCUGUCCGUCUACCACAAUGUCCACCCUCCGUCCGCCUCCCCGCUCGAGUCCAUCAUCGCGCUCGCCCGCGACGACGACGCGCGCCUCCUCUUCCUCUCCUCCAAGGCCGCCUCCACCGGCACCGCCUCGGCGCCCGUCGCCUCCGGCCAGACCCCGCCCUCCUACGUCGUGCGCGCCGGGCUCGGCUCGCCGGCCCAGCCCAUGCUCCUGGCCCUCGACACCAGCGCCGACGCCACCUGGGCGCACUGCUCCCCGUGCGGCACCUGCCCCGCCAGCAGCCUCUUCGUCCCGGCCAACUCCUCCUCCUACGCGCCCCUCCCCUGCUCCUCGUCCAUGUGCCCCAUCCUCCAGGGCCAGCCCUGCCCGGACCGGGACCCCUUCGACAGCGCGGCGCCGCUGCCGUCGUGCGCCUUCUCCAAGCCGUUCGCCGACGCCUCCUUCCAGGCGGCGCUGGCCAGCGACUGGCUGCAUCUGGGCAAGGACUCCAUCCCCAACUACGCGUUCGGGUGCGUGGGCUCGGUGAGCGGGCCGACUUCCGACCUCCCGAAGCAGGGGCUCCUGGGCCUAGGCCGGGGCCCCAUGGCCCUGCUGUCCCAGGUCGGCAACAUGUACAACGGCGUCUUCUCCUACUGCCUGCCCAGCUACAAGUCAUACUACUUCUCCGGGUCGCUCCGGCUGGGCGCCGCCGGCCAGCCCCGGUCCGCGAGGUACACGCCGAUGCUGAAGAACCCCCAUCGGUCGUCGCUGUACUACGUGAACGUGACGGGGCUGAGCGUGGGGCGGUCCCCGGUGAAGGUGCCCGCGGGGUCGUUCGCGUUCGACCCCAGCACGGGCGCGGGCACGGUGGUGGACUCCGGCACGGUGAUCACGCGGUGGACGGCGCCCGUGUACGCGGCGCUGCGGGAGGAGUUCCGGCGGCACGUGGCGGCGCCGAGCGGGUACACCUCGCUGGGCGCGUUCGACACGUGCUUCAACACGGACGAGGUGGCGGCCGGGGGCGCGCCGGCCGUGACGAUCCACAUGGACGGCGGCGUGGACCUGGCGCUGCCGAUGGAGAACACGCUGAUCCACAGCAGCGCGACGCCGCUGGCGUGCCUGGCCAUGGCGGAGGCGCCGCAGAACGUCAACUCCGUCGUCAACGUCGUCGCCAACCUGCAGCAGCAGAACCUCCGGGUCGUCUUCGACGUCGCCAACUCGCGCGUCGGCUUCGCCCGGGAGUCCUGCAACUAGUUCCCACGAGGCGACCUUUCUUCACGUGUUCGUGCGGUUAUAAUCGAAUCAUUAGCCAUGCAUUUGGGUGUACGUACGUACGUACUACGUGUGAUUGUUAAUUUGCGGCUUAGUAUUUUUCAGUGUGUGCAAUAAGGAAUGUGGCAUCAAAGUUUGUCACGGGUGGGUGCGCGUGUGUUGUGCUGUACUACGUGUCGAUAGAACUAGAGAAUUACUGUAGUACUGGUCGUAACUAUUUACUGGUGUGAUGUGUGGUGCAUUUAAUUAACUUGUUUGUUUCGUU
Molecule: messenger RNA, 1635 nt
Organism: Triticum dicoccoides
Lineage: Eukaryota; Viridiplantae; Streptophyta; Magnoliopsida; Poales; Poaceae
Product: aspartyl protease 25-like
Exons: 1
Coding region: 60-1352 (430 amino acids)
Biological process (GO): proteolysis
Molecular function (GO): aspartic-type endopeptidase activity
Source: RefSeq, a predicted model, not a curated record